Penaeus indicus is the source of this 1983-nucleotide messenger RNA. Its product is annotated as protein unc-80 homolog. Lineage: Eukaryota; Metazoa; Arthropoda; Malacostraca; Decapoda; Penaeidae. Gene Ontology annotation, biological process: monoatomic cation homeostasis. The coding region runs from base 1 to 1983 and encodes 660 amino acids. Gene Ontology annotation, molecular function: monoatomic cation channel activity. The record is from RefSeq and is a predicted model, not a curated record. Gene Ontology annotation, cellular component: axon; cation channel complex. The transcript has 18 exons.
AUGCGAUUGGCCGCGGAUGAAUGCGAAGUUGCCAAAGGUGAUAUUAGUCCGGAGUCCAUAGCAGGUGGCGAGACGAGAGGAUUCCGCGGGAACAGGCUGUUUUGCCAGAGUGCCCCAAGCCACCACGAAAUCAAAGAAGCAUCAAAGUCCCUGGAGAAAGUACUAGUCCAGAAUAUCCUCUUCGGCCUGAGUCCUUCGCUGACAGACGCCAUUAAGAGCAUUCCAAGAUGGCGCUUCAUCCAGGCUGCGGUGCCUCACGUCAUGCACUGCGCCGCCUCGCUGCUCUACAACAGACGCGAAUCGACCAUCACCAACCUCGGCGCGGCCGAGACCAAACUCCUGUACACGUUACACUGGAUAGUCCUCGAUGCUGCCGAGGAGUGUGCCGACGCCGACCACGAAAAGGGACUCAACAAGGGCUCCACGCUCACUUAUAACUUCUCUGUUACAACUAUACAGGUCUUCAUUUACCUGUUUGCCCCGCUGCUGCACACGCUCAAGGAGUCAGACUUCCAGAACUUUCGACUGGAGAAUGGCCUGAAGAUAUGGACUCCGCUGUGGGAAUACAGGCACCCCGACGUCCCGGCUUUUACGACGGCAGUGAGGCCUAGGAGGCAGGUCCUCAGAGCCAAGAAAGUCCGCAGGUCCAACACCCAGUUUGGCGAUGUGUUCCUCGGCGGGGGUGGAGCUGUGGCACCAGACGAUGACAACAUGCUCUUCCUCAUUAAUGGCGGAAAGAGUCGCUCGAUCACUCCGCCUCCAAGUGAUCCCACUUCCUCGUCAACGCAAGACUCAAGAAUUGCAGAUGCAGCCAAGUUGGAGGAGGAGCUUCGGCUCCUGAGUGGGACUCGAGAGGCAACCUUUCCCGAAACCAUCCCUGAGGAGACCUCCAGCACUGAGGAAGAGCAUGUGGUGAUAUUCAGACUUGGCUCCUACCCUGACAAUGAUGGCAAGGAAUCACAUGUUUACAAGGCUGAGCACCCAUCCUCGUUCCUCCGGCCUCCUAUUGUGGAAGUCAGUGACGCGACAACCCCAACUCAGCCACCCUCUGUCGCCGCUUCCACACCCACAGAAUCGCACACUCCUCGUCUUCUAGAGGCCAAUGGUUCAGCUAAAACCAGCAUAUCAGCUGCAGGAGCCAAGCCCAAUUCUCUCACUGACCCUACUCUGGCGACCUUCCUAGACGUGGCUGUUCUCCGCUGCCUCUUUGUCCCUCAGUGGAUGGAGGAAGGCGUUUUCUGGGCCUUGAACUUCAUCUUGAGGAGGCUGCAAGACAUCGGGGAGGAGACAGGCCAUACUGUACCUCCGAGGCGCCGCAGCAACUCCCUCCCAAUCCCCAAGAUUCAUGUGUCACUGCACUGCGACCAGGUAGAGGAACGCAAGGGCAAGGAGGGCACAGAGCAAAGCGAUCAGUCCUCAUCUGAUAAUUAUAUCAGUGACCAGUACUGUCCGCAACAAGAAGGUUUGAGCACAAGCGGGGGGAGCACAAGGAAAAAGAAGAAGCUGAACGAGCUAAAAGCCUUCGUGGAGACGAAAUUGAGGUCGUGCUCAGAGAAAGCCCUCGAGAAAAUAGGUCAUGACGACUCCAGGAGAUCAUCCAUCUCUGAUGAUCAGCAAGGAGGAGCAGGUGAUUUUGGUGGCAGUUCCUGGGGAGUAGACGGGGAGCAGAAAUCACGUCCACAUUCAGCUCUUGAGAAAUUUGUUGAGGAUCGCCACCAGCCAUGCCUCCCCUCACCACGAUUCCCCCCAGUGGGUCUUGUGAAGGGCAAAAGCAUGCCUUCUCUGAGAUCAGACACCAAGACCACCUCAAGUGAGUUAAAUUACAGGUAUGUUAUCAGGUAUUUAGGUAUAAGCUAUUCUAAAAGGGAUAUGUAUGUGAAACCUCUCAAUCUGGCCACGAAGAGCCUCACCAUGAGUGUGCAAGAAGACUGUAUAUUCAGUACAACAACAAUGGGUCUCUCUGUUAUUGUCUUGACCGUGUAA